UGUCAUGUGAUAGAGAGCAGCUGACAUAAAGAUUUUACCUUUACAGAGCUUUUAUUUUCGCUGUCACUUUGCUGUCCUGAAAAUCCGAAAAACUCCACAGAAAAGAUGGCUCUGCACUCCGCAAUCAAGGGAAAAUUGAUCAGCGUGAUCGGUGAUGAGGACACUUGCGUGGGCUUCCUCUUGGGUGGCGUCGGAGAGAUCAAUAAGAACCGUCACCCCAACUUUAUGGUCGUGGACAAAAACACUGCCGUGAGCGAGAUUGAGGACUGUUUCAAGCGUUUCCUUAAGCGCGACGACAUCGACAUCAUCCUAAUCAAUCAGAACUGCGCCGAGCUUAUCCGCCAUGUGAUCGACGCCCAUACUUCUCCAGUUCCUGCCGUACUGGAGAUUCCCUCCAAGGAUCACCCAUACGACGCCAGCAAGGACUCCAUCCUGAGGCGUGCCCGUGGCAUGUUCAACCCGGAGGAUCUGGUGCGCUAAUUUGGAGAUUCCCAUUUAGCCAUCAGCUGCCACCGUCAGAGUAUUGCUUUCCAUGUUAAUUCCCCCAAUGUAUCUAUAGAUUCAAUGCUUUGGUUUUGUUCUAAUUGUGUAUUUAAAAACAUAUAUUGAAUGGUUUUUGUUGAAUAAAUAUAGUUUAAAUAAUGAA
Drosophila bipectinata is the source of this 646-nucleotide messenger RNA. RefSeq names its product V-type proton ATPase subunit Vha14-1 (gene Vha14-1). Gene Ontology annotation, cellular component: proton-transporting V-type ATPase, V1 domain; membrane. Gene Ontology annotation, biological process: proton transmembrane transport. Gene Ontology annotation, molecular function: proton-transporting ATPase activity, rotational mechanism. The record is from RefSeq and is a predicted model, not a curated record. NCBI's taxonomy places the organism in Eukaryota, Metazoa, Arthropoda, Insecta, Diptera, Drosophilidae.